Messenger RNA from Aspergillus luchuensis, 645 nucleotides. RefSeq lists its product as uncharacterized. The record is from RefSeq and is a predicted model, not a curated record. Gene Ontology annotation, molecular function: oxidoreductase activity. The coding region runs from base 1 to 645 and encodes 214 amino acids. The transcript has a single exon. Lineage: Eukaryota; Fungi; Ascomycota; Eurotiomycetes; Eurotiales; Aspergillaceae.
AUGCCAGACAUACCUUCCGUGACGGCUCGUGAGAUGCUCGACUCCCAGCGACGUUCUCACGUGGGGGAUAUCCACCAUCAUCUCCGAACCAGUGGCAUUCUGAAGAUACGCCUCCAGUUUCCCGAUGACGAUAGCCAAUAUCUGGAGCGCAUCAUACUUAAUCUUUGCGCUCAUCACGGGCAUGGGCCUCCUACACGCCACAGCGCUUCCCGAGGCUGGUUCUGGGAUGUUCGCCCCAGCUCUGCUGGCCUAGAGACACGAGUUCCCCUAGCAGUGUCAGAAACCAUGCAAGAGUUCCAGUGGCACACUGACUGUAGCUACGAGAGCGCACCCCCGAAAUACUUUGCGCUUCAAGUUCUGCAGCCUGAUCGUUACGGUGGGGGUACCCUGUCCCUCAUGACGAUUGCCAAGCUUGCGCAUCACCUGUCCCCGGCUGUACAGAAAGCUCUAUUCGAACCGGAGUUCAAAAUCAAAAUUCCUCCUGAAUUUUCUAAACAGCCUGACCAACAGCACAUAAUGGGGAGCAUCCUUGGAUUGGACAAGAUGGACAAUUCGCUGGUAGUGAGGUUCCGGGAAGACCUGAUAGAGCCCAUGAACCCCAGGGCUGCGGCAGCAUAUGAGGAGCUGAAGGUUGCGUUGAAUUAG